Messenger RNA from Cynara cardunculus var. scolymus (artichoke), 2386 nucleotides. Its product is annotated as heterogeneous nuclear ribonucleoprotein 1-like. The record is from RefSeq and is a predicted model, not a curated record. The coding region runs from base 445 to 1875 and encodes 476 amino acids. Gene Ontology annotation, molecular function: RNA binding. Lineage: Eukaryota; Viridiplantae; Streptophyta; Magnoliopsida; Asterales; Asteraceae. The transcript is spliced from 5 exons.
GGUCUCCGGUUCCUUUUAUUACAUGAGAAGAGGGUUCUUCUCCUUCUCCUUCUCCUUCUCCUUCUCCUUCUCCUUUUUCCCUCUUGUCUGCAAUCUAUAACAAGAGAUCUUUCUACUCUAUCAACACCAUUAUUACAACACAUAAAUCCUCUUCUUUCUCUCUUCAUCAUCUAUCUACCACCAAAUCAGACUCUUCUUUAUAUAACUAAAAUCAACAGACUGAAUUUUGCCCAAAGGGGGCGUCUCUCGCCCUCUCUUCUUACGUCUCCAAUCAGAUCUUAGAUUUUCUUUUCUUUUUCUUACCUGGGUGUCGUCACUUGGAGUUUCCGCUUUUCUGGCUUGAUCAACUAUCGAUCUGCGGAAGAUCCGAUGCUUUUUGAUUGAAUCCAAGAAUACCCAUUUCUUAGUUACAAAUUAAUCCGCUAACUUUCUGGCUUGUGCAAAAUGGAAAUGGACCAUGGGAAGUUGUUCAUUGGUGGGAUUUCAUGGGACACCAAUGAAGAACGUUUAAAGGAGUAUUUUCAAACCUUUGGUGAAGUAAUUGAAGCUGUAAUAAUGAAGGACCGAACCACAGGCCGUGCCCGUGGGUUUGGCUUUGUUGUUUUCUCAGACCCUGCUGUUGCUGAAAGAGUUGUGAAAGAAAAGCAUAUGAUAGAUGGUAGAACUGUAGAAGCAAAGAAGGCCGUUCCAAGGGAUGAUCAGCAAAUUCUUAACAGGAGCAAUGGGAGCAUUCAGGGAUCGCCAGGUCCCACUCGCACAAAAAAGAUUUUUGUAGGAGGGUUGGCAUCAUCGGUUACUGAAAGUGAUUUCAAGAACUAUUUUGACCAAUUUGGGAUAAUCACGGAUGUGGUUGUGAUGUAUGAUCACAACACUCAAAGGCCUAGAGGUUUUGGAUUCAUCACUUAUGAUUCAGAGGAAUCUGUUGAUAAGGCUUUGCUUAGGACUUUCCAUGAACUCAAUGGUAAAAUGGUGGAAGUCAAACGUGCGGUUCCAAAAGAGGCAUCUCCCAGCCCUAACCGGAACCAGAUAAGUGGAUUUAACUAUGGUUUAAGUAGAGCUAAUAGUUUCCUUAAUGCUUACACUCAAGGGUAUAAUUAUAAUCCAAGUUAUGGAGCAAGAGUGGAUGGUAGAUUUAGUCCGGUUUCUGUUAGCCGGGAUGGGUAUCCACCAUUUAGUCCUUCUAGCUAUAAUGUGGGACUUAAUUCUGAUUCAGUUUUAGGUAUGAACUAUGGUGGAAAUGGAAACUUUAGCUCUAAUCUUGGAUAUGGGCGUGCGAUCAAUCCUAUGUAUGGUGCAACUUCAAAUAGAUAUGUUGAUCCAAUUGGGUAUGGCAUGGGAGGAAGUGGUGGUGGUGGUGGUGGUAAUGGUAAUGGUGGAAAUGUCUCUUUCUUGAACUCAACUAAUCAUAACAUGUGGGGGAAUGAAAGCCAACGUUUCACUACAAAUUCACCACAUUUGAGCAACUUCAUGGCUCCGGGAAAUGGGUCUGGUGGGAUUGGAGCGAUUUGGGGUAAUGCCAAUAGUAAUACUAGCGGAGGUGGUGGUGGUGGUGGUUUCGUUGGUAGUAAUCUAAACUAUGGCAAUGGAGAGACUACUAUUGGGUAUAGGAGGAACAAUAAUAAUAGCAUUGCACCAGCCUCUUCAUAUGGUGCAUUUGAUGAUGGGGAAAUUGGUGGUGGUAACUCAUAUGGCACUGGUGGUGGUGGUUCAAUUUAUGCAGACUCCACUUGGCGGUCAUCAUCUCCUGAGCUGGAAGUACCUGGUUUAUUUGGUUAUAGUCUUGGAGGUGGAGCUUCAGAUGAUCUACCAAAAAACUCAGUUGGCUAUGUUGGUUAUAGUGUCACAAAUAGAUCAAAUAGAGGAAUUGCUGCAUAGAAAGAUUGGUAUCUGGAAACUUAUAAAAGAUUGGAGGAUUGUGAAUUUGUGUGAGCAAGGUACAUCAGUUUUUAGAACAGCGUACAUUUGGUUAGAGCUAAUCUCGGAAGAACCUGUUUUUAUAGAACAAAAAUUACACGAUUUGGUUCGAGUUUUUCAAAAACUAGACUUGUGACUUCAUAUGAGAUAUCAAACUUGGAUUGCAGAUAUAUAUACUUAUUGUCAUUACUCUGGUGACAUCAAGAUUAUAUAUAUACAUAUGGAAAACAAGAAGGAAAAAAAAAUAUUCAAACUCUUUUAUAUUUCAUUUUAUAAUUGAUUUUUGUUGUAUUUGAAGCUUUUUUUGUUUCUUCAGAAAAGUUGUAGGCUUUAUAAGGUAUGUUGGGGUUUUGUUGUUGGUUAGAUUGUAUGAAAUGUUUGGUGUGAAACACUCUUGUUGGAUGCUAAAUUGGGAUCCUUUUUUACAAUGAAGUUGCUCUAUAUUCAAUAUAUGUUUCUCUACCUUUUCAUU